GGCACUCAGGAGUGCGCCGCCACAGUUGCGAUAUUUGGAAGCGCCUACCUCAGGGACUCGCGUGCUUCGUUGCGUUGGGCGCGCUCGCCUUUCGAACAUGUGAGCGGAGACUGAUGUGGGACAGGCGGUGACAAGUGUAUAAAAAGGUGACAUUUAUGUUGUGCUUACUGCGAAAGAAGGGUGUGCUUUGAUGGAUUUAACGUAGAGAAGAUCUUGUUGGCGGAGCACGAAACAACGGCUGUGCGUACCGUCUUGGACACUACGAAGCCCUAAGAGUGAUUUCGAAGAGCGACAGAUGAUGACGUCCGAGAGCUGUUCAGCAACUUGAAAGAUGGAGAAUAACGAAAUUGGAUGGUAUCCACAGCAUCAAGGGAUUCGGCUGGUCACUAGGUAGACUGGCAACUGUUGGAACGGAGCAACAUAAGCGAAGCGGAAUCCUGGAUGCUCGCACUUAGGAAGGGAGACGGAGACCUGGCAAAGGUCCAGGUUCCCUCUGGUGAAAUGGCCAGAACGACAUGCUGCGGCCGAUGCAGAGGCUUUAUCCAUUCCGUGUUUUUUGCUGUCUGGUUGCAAGGAACGAUGACGGCCGUACACGCAGUGAAGUUGGUGAACGUAGACAUUCCCUCGCCAACAACAUUGGGCGAGACUGUGGGAUUGAGCUGCAUCUACGAACUCAACGGCGACAAACUCUACUCGGUGAAAUGGUACAAGAAUGACAUCGAAUUCUACCGUUUCGUGCCCAAUGACUGGCCUCCAGGACAGUUCCUUCCACUGCCUGGUGUAGACGUUGACUUAGCACGAUCUGGAAGAACAUCAGUCUACCUCCGCAACGUGAAUCUCCACAGCGCAGGCACCUAUCGCUGUGAAGUCUCUGCAGAAGCUCCCUCGUUCGACACCGUCGGUGGACAGAAAGACAUGAUCGUCUUAGUGCUUCCUACAGAAGGUCCAAGAAUAAGCGGCGAACGUGUUCGGUACAAAGUGGGAGACAGUGUGGCCGUGAACUGCACGUCCGCAAAGUCGAAGCCUGCAGCCACGUUGCGGUGGUUCAUCAACGACGUUCCCGUGGUCGAUCCCAGCUACGAGACCGAGUACUCGACGACGCUCCACAGCGACGGUCUGGAGACUGCCUCCCUGUGCCUGCGCUUCAUUGUCACCAGGGAACAUUUCAGAGACGGUAACAUGAAGCUAAAGUGCACGGCAACCAUAUCGCGCGUCUACACCAUGAGUAACGAGGAGCUCGUGCUUGGUGGAGGAAGGCAUCAGAAGGCUGGCUUGCACGUCAGCGAAAAUACAGGCAGAGUGCGUGGCAGCAGCGGAAGGAGUCAUCCUAGAACACACCGUUACCUCCUAGGCCUGUUUGCAGUUGUGUACCUAUCAACAACAACACUACUGUCGUGACCACCAGUGGUUUUCUCCCACCAAUCUGACAGCCCACCGCCCAGUUUAAGCAUGACAUAACAUGGCUGGACAGUGACUGUGAUAUUGUGCCCAGAUGCCGUCCUGGACAGUCUGUUACACGACUGUGACGUAACAACACGUAGUGUUCCUGCAUCACGUUCAGUUUCAUGCGGUAGCUUUGCUCCUCAUAUUAUCGAGUGCUGCAGAGAAUAAUAGUGAGCAGCUGCAUGAGACACUGUUCGAGACUAUCAUGGGCUAACAGGAUACUCGUAGCUCGGAGCUAUUUUUCUCUUUUCAGAAGGCUCAACUGACAGCAGAGGCUGACUGAAGUGUUUUCUACGGUUAACGACGGGCCUUUCCUGCACGUGCGCUCAGGUGCACAAAGUUCCACAUGCACAAGAGUUCCUGCUCACAUAUUACUAACACCAGUAGUAGGACGCCAAUAUACUCGUUUGAUCAUGGAGAAAUAUACGUGUAAGAUAUGGAUUAAACCCACUCUUUUCCAUGCAUA
Messenger RNA from Ornithodoros turicata, 1909 nucleotides. RefSeq lists its product as uncharacterized. The record is from RefSeq and is a predicted model, not a curated record. The coding region runs from base 442 to 1398 and encodes 318 amino acids. The transcript is spliced from 7 exons. NCBI's taxonomy places the organism in Eukaryota, Metazoa, Arthropoda, Arachnida, Ixodida, Argasidae.